CAAAGCUCACAGAGAUCGAGAGCAAACGAAGCCGAAAGAAUGGAGAUCUUUUGACCCCUCUCUCUCUCCCUCCCAUCUCGCUCUUCCCUUCUUUUAUCGAGUCACGAUCCGCCUUCUGGGCUGGCGCGAUGGCGUCUUCGCCGAUCUUUCCUCGAUCCGCUUCCUUCUCCCGAGUCGGAUCCACUCCGAGAUCGCCGUUUUUUCUUUCCUCGGCCGGCGUCGUCGUCCCGGCCGUCUUUUUCGGCGGGAUCGGUAGCAGGUGCCGCAGCCGCCUUCUCGGCAGAUCUAUCUCCGUCAGGAGCGUCGCCAGCGACCGGGAGGUCAAGCGUUCCGUCAAUGAUGGUGGUACCCCAAGUUUCAAGAAAUCUAUUGCAAAUGAUGCCUCAACUAUAGCAUCAAAUAUAAAGUACCAUGCUGAUUUCACUCCCUCAUUCUCUCGGGAGAGUUCCGAUCUUCCAAAGGUUUACUUUGCUACUGCUCAAAGUGUUCGUGAUGCACUAAUAAUAAAUUGGAAUGCGACUUAUGAAUACUAUGAAAAGAUGAAUGUGAAACAGGCUUACUAUCUUUCAAUGGAGUUUCUUCAGGGAAGAGCACUGUUAAAUGCAAUUGGUAAUUUGGAGCUAACCGGCCAAUAUGCAGAAGCAUUGAGGCAACUAGGACACACUCUUGAGAAUGUUGCGGAGAAGGAACCAGAUGCUGCACUUGGGAAUGGAGGUCUAGGACGUCUAGCUUCGUGCUUUUUGGAUUCCUUGGCAACUUUGAAUUAUCCUGCUUGGGGGUAUGGGCUUCGUUACAGAUAUGGUUUAUUCAAACAGAAUAUCACAAAAGAUGGACAGGAGGAAGUUGCAGAAAAUUGGCUUGAGAUGGGAAAUCCCUGGGAAAUUGUUCGAAAUGAUGUCUUGUAUCGUAUAAAAUUUUACGGCAAGGUGGUCAUUGGUUCAGAUGGAAAGAAGCAUUGGAUUGGUGGGGAGAAUAUUGAAGUUAUUGCCCAUGAUGUACCAAUUCCUGGAUACAAAACUACAACCACAAUUAACUUGCGUCUCUGGUCAACAAGAGUGCCAUCCGAAAAUUUUGAUUUGGGAGCUUUUAAUUCUGGAGAACAUGCCAAAGCAUCCAAGGCACAUUCAGAUGCUGAAAAGAUAUGCUAUAUAUUAUAUCCUGGAGAUGAUUCUCUAGAGGGAAAAAUUCUGCGGUUAAAACAACAAUAUACACUUUGUUCGGCCUCUCUUCAGGAUAUUAUCGUGCGCUUUGAGAAGCGCUCUGGAAGUUCCAUUAAUUGGGAAGAAUUUCCUAACAAGGUUGCAGUACAAAUGAAUGAUACUCACCCUACUCUGUGCAUCCCAGAAUUAAUGAGGAUACUGAUUGAUGUGAAAGGUUUAAACUGGGAUCAGGCUUGGAAAAUCACUCAGAGAACUGUCGCAUAUACAAACCAUACAGUUCUUCCUGAAGCUUUAGAGAAGUGGAGUUUGGAGUUGAUGCAGAAGUUACUUCCACGACAUGUGGAGAUCAUAGAAAAGAUAGAUGAUGAGUUGCUUAAGAACAUCAUUUCGGAAAAUGGAAAGGAAGAUCUUGAACUUUUGGAGAAGAAACUCAAAGAUAUGAGAAUUUUGGACAAUGUUGACUUUCCAGAUCCAGUUCAGAAAUUGUUCCACAAACCAAAGAAAGAGACCAUAAAAGGGAGCCUAAAAAAGAUCUUGACAGAAGCUCCCCUUCAAGCUGUACAAAAUCUUCUAGUGAAAAAUUCCAGUGUUCUGGAAGAAGAUUUGUCUGAAAAAGCUGAAGCAGAGGAAGAAGAUCCUGAAGAUGGAGAACCAACAUUUUUGAAAUCUAAUCUACAGUUACCUAAGAUGGUUCGCAUGGCAAAUCUCUGUGUUGUUGGUGGCCAUGCAGUGAAUGGAGUUGCUGAAAUACACAGUGACAUAGUUAAAAAGGAAGUGUUCCACAGCUUCUAUGAGUUAUGGCCAGAAAAAUUUCAGAAUAAGACAAAUGGUGUAACUCCUCGUCGCUGGAUACGUUUUUGCAAUCCUGAAUUGAGUGGUGUAUUAACUAAGUGGCUUGGUACAGAUGAAUGGGUUCUGAACACUGAGAAGCUAGCAGAACUUAGGAAGUUUGCAGAUAAUGAGGACCUCCAUUUGGAAUGGAGAGCUGUUAAAAGAAACAACAAAACUAAAGUUGCUUCAUUUAUAAAAGAAAAAACAGGAUAUAUGGUCAGCCCAGAUUCUAUGUUUGAUAUUCAGGUGAAGCGGAUUCAUGAAUAUAAGCGUCAGCUAUUGAAUAUCCUAGGAAUUGUCUACCGCUAUAAGAAAAUGAAAGAAAUGAGUGCAAAAGAGAGAUUAUCCAGUUUUGUACCUAGGGUCUGUAUAUUUGGCGGGAAAGCUUUUUCUACAUAUGUUCAAGCCAAGAGAAUAGUUAAGUUCAUCACAGAUGUUGGGUUCACAAUAAAUCAUGAUUCAGAUAUUGGAGAUUUACUGAAGGUUGUCUUUGUUCCUGACUACAAUGUCAGCGUUGCUGAGAUGCUCAUACCAGCCAGCGAGUUAUCCCAACAUAUCAGCACUGCUGGCAUGGAAGCAAGUGGAACCAGCAACAUGAAGUUUGCAAUGAAUGGCUGCAUCCUAAUUGGAACUUUGGAUGGAGCCAACGUUGAGAUAAGGGAAGAAGUCGGAGAAGAUAACUUCUUCCUCUUUGGUGCUCGCGCUCACCAAAUCGCUGGUUUGAGGAAAGAAAGAGCGGAGGGAAAGUUUAUACCGGACCCACGAUUUGAGGAGGUAAAGAAAUUUGUCCGGAGCGGUAUAUUUGGAUCCCGUAACUACAACGAGCUUAUGGAAUCCUUGGAAGGGAAUGAAGGAUUUGGUCGUGCAGAUUAUUUUCUUGUCGGCAAGGACUUUCCAAGUUACCUCGAAUGCCAAGAGAAAGUUGACGAAGCAUUCCGUGAUCAAAAGAGAUGGACAAAAAUGUCAAUCUUGAACACAGCCGGCUCCUUCAAGUUUAGCAGUGACCGGACGAUUCACGAGUACGCAAAGGACAUCUGGGACAUCAAACCUGUUCUCUUGCCUUGAAAGAGAAGCUGAAUCAACUACAGUUCUUUGAAAUAAGUCGACGCGUUAUCAUCCUUUUCCAGCUUGCAUGUUCAUGUUUGUAUCAUUGCUUGGAAAGGAGGCGUCACAUAUCCUCGCAAGAAAAUGUUCAGGAAACACACAACUGUUUAUUUCUCAAUGCAUUUCCCUAGUCUCUUUUUUCGUGUU
This is a messenger RNA of Zingiber officinale, 3242 nucleotides long. Its product is annotated as alpha-1,4 glucan phosphorylase L isozyme, chloroplastic/amyloplastic-like. Gene Ontology annotation, molecular function: pyridoxal phosphate binding; glycogen phosphorylase activity. Gene Ontology annotation, biological process: glycogen catabolic process. Lineage: Eukaryota; Viridiplantae; Streptophyta; Magnoliopsida; Zingiberales; Zingiberaceae. The record is from RefSeq and is a predicted model, not a curated record. The transcript is spliced from 15 exons. Gene Ontology annotation, cellular component: cytoplasm. Bases 129 to 3056 code for a protein of 975 amino acids.